Messenger RNA from Penicillium salamii, 753 nucleotides. The record is from the annotation of a GenBank genome assembly. Lineage: Eukaryota; Fungi; Ascomycota; Eurotiomycetes; Eurotiales; Aspergillaceae.
AUGGCAAAUGACCCCAAGCCCCCUCGGAGUGCAGAGCGCAUUGCCGCCAAAGCAAAGUCCCGUUCGGGCAGGUCGCGUGCUGGUUCGCCCUGUUCUGUCCGUUCGGCGGGCUCUACGUCCAAGGCGGACCGUAGCCUUCUGAGCUCGGUAGCGAAACUACGCAAAGAACUGGGACAUUCUGUGACGAAAAGCACCAGGCAGAAAGAGGACGGAGCAACCCAUCGGGAAUGUCUGCAUAUGAUGGAUCAGAUUCAAGAAGAGUUUGAGCUCGCUCUUGGGGCGAUAGCCGAUGAAAGAGCCCGUCAUUCUCAAUCCAUGCAGUGUCUGCAUGAUGAAAAGGCCCAGGAGACUUCGAAACUGCAACAGGCAAUCACGGCAAAAGACAAAGCCCUGGUUGAAAAACAGAGGCUUGAAAAAGAGCUCUGCCAGAUUCAGCAGCAGCAGGAGUCAGUGAACGCCACUAUGCAGGACCAGAUUUCAUGGCACGAUAUUCAGCCCGUCCUGCAUCAGGCGCAUGGCGAGCUGACAUCGGCAACCACUCGGUUCUGGAACACGAUCGAAUCCCUUCACAACUAUAGAGUGGCAUCCUACUUGCCGGGCUCUGGAGUGAUCCACAGAACUUGGCCCGACCAGUACAGUCCGCUGGUGUCUUUGGGUCACGAUGCCCUUCCCGGGUUUUCCGCAUCGAGUGAUUAUCCUCUUGCUACCCAGCAAGCGCCAGAAUCAACCAACCAGUAUGCAUCGCUUGUGUGA